UCGCAGGCAAAUUUCCAACGGUGAACUCCACUAAGAGGAAGAAAUAAAAAACUCUAAGUAAUCUGUGCCACAUUUUGGAAAAAUAAAAAAAAAAAAUAUUCAGAUACUUUUAAAGAAUAAACAAGAUUCGUGGUUGUUUAUUAUAUUUAAAUAAUUUUGUUUUCGUUUGGUGUUUUAAAUAAAUUAAAUUUUUUUCUUGUUUUAAUUUAUAUCUCUCGUAUUAUCACCUGCUUAAAGUAAAUUCCAAAAGCCAUUUAUACUUCUAUUAUCUUUUCCUCGUACUUUGAGAUAAUAGAUAGUCUGUUUUGCUGACUGUUCAGUUGACUCGUAUCUAAACAAUUAAAACGGCUGAAAUUACAGUGAAUCUUAUUAGUCGACGUCUGUCAGCGUCUAAUUAGAGAAGAUGUCGGGUUUGGAAAUCCUUCCGGCUGCUUUCAGUGCAAAAAGCCUGCUGUUGCUACUCACGUUUUUAUUUGCGCACAUAUGCACCAUUGAAGCUGCUUUAUUUGAUGGAUGCGAUCAUCAAUACAAUAUUAAUGCCGGCAAAUCGGUUUUGCAAUCUCCAUACUAUGAUAGUUAUUAUCCCGCAGGUACUUCCUGCCGUUACAAGUUCAUAGCGCCUCUGGACUAUGAAAUACAAGUCAACUGCACUAUUGAUACCGACAAGAAUGGAAAUCAAUGUUCGACAGAAUUUUUUUACUUGGCACGUGAUGGCGAUGUUCAAUUGCGUGGCUCUGAGCAGUUCUGUGGUCAAGGAACUUUUGUUAGAAAGUCUGUAUUUCGCUCAGUCACCAUGGCUUACGUAUCCUACGGAUCGUGGGGUCGUUUCUCUUGUGAUUUAUAUGCUAAACCACAAGCCUGCGAUUGUGGAUGGUCCGUGAAUACAAGAAUUGUCAAUGGUCAAGAAACAAGUGUUAACGAAUUUCCAGGCAUGGUGGCACUUAAGGACCUUGACACCAAUCUACCACUUUUCUGUGGAGGUUCAAUCGUGGCUCACUAUUACAUACUAACUGCUGCCCACUGUACUCGACAGCAGCCAAGUGCUUCCAGAAUUCAGGCACUUGUUGGAGACCAUGAUCUUUCAUCCUCAACCGAGUCAAGAUAUGCAGAAACAUAUGCUAUUGCAAGUAUCAUAGAGCAUCCCGGUUACACAUCGGACCCAGUAUCAAAUGAUAUUGCACUUCUGAGAACUGUUCAACCCAUAGAAUGGUCACGUGGUGUCGGACCCAUUUGUUUACCACCACCUGCGAAUGCUUAUGACACAUUUGACUAUGACUAUGUUGACGUUGCCGGCUGGGGUACGAUUUCCUUUGGUGGAGCUAUUUCCAAUAAAUUGCAAAAAGUAAACUUAAUGAUCUUGGAUCAGAAUACAUGCCAGCAAGCCUAUCAGGGUGUUUCGAUUUCUACAUCUCAGAUGUGCACUUAUGAUUAUACGGGAAGUAGUCGCGACAGCUGUCAAUUCGAUUCGGGCGGUCCCGUUAUUAAACGUGGUGCACGCAUGUUCUUAUUGGGUUGCAUCAGUUUCGGCAACAUUUGCGGUCAAGGCGGAUAUGCUACAGGGAUCAACACGCGCAUUACGUCUUAUCUUGCAUGGAUAAAUGCUAACAUCCAAUAUACUUCGUGCAUCGUUACUAUGUAGACUGGAAGCGAAUAAAAAAAUACUUUUAUGAAAUGUGAAUAAGAUUGGGCAAUAAAAUUGUAAAUAAAAAGAUAUUUGUUUUA
Teleopsis dalmanni is the source of this 1722-nucleotide messenger RNA. RefSeq names its product venom serine protease-like. The record is from RefSeq and is a predicted model, not a curated record. Bases 404 to 1639 code for a protein of 411 amino acids. Gene Ontology annotation, biological process: proteolysis. NCBI's taxonomy places the organism in Eukaryota, Metazoa, Arthropoda, Insecta, Diptera, Diopsidae. The transcript is spliced from 6 exons. Gene Ontology annotation, molecular function: serine-type endopeptidase activity.